AUGCUCACAAGCUUGGCUCCCCGUGGGUCAAUUGAGUUGUUGACCGCCAAUUCCCGCGAGGCCUACAAGGAUGCGCAUAUGCAUGCUCUGCUGAGACCAAACAAUCCCGCCCAGCGGAAAUGUCCGCAAAUUGAAAAUUCUGACCACACCGGGAUCCCCUGGAAGUGA
This is a messenger RNA of Coprinopsis cinerea okayama7#130, 168 nucleotides long. RefSeq lists its product as hypothetical. NCBI's taxonomy places the organism in Eukaryota, Fungi, Basidiomycota, Agaricomycetes, Agaricales, Psathyrellaceae. The coding region runs from base 1 to 168 and encodes 55 amino acids. The record is from RefSeq and is a predicted model, not a curated record. The transcript is spliced from 3 exons.